Molecule: messenger RNA, 2428 nt
Organism: Argentina anserina (silverweed cinquefoil)
Lineage: Eukaryota; Viridiplantae; Streptophyta; Magnoliopsida; Rosales; Rosaceae
Product: putative glycerol-3-phosphate transporter 4
Exons: 3
Coding region: 435-2057 (540 amino acids)
Biological process (GO): phosphate ion homeostasis; transmembrane transport
Cellular component (GO): membrane
Molecular function (GO): glucose 6-phosphate:phosphate antiporter activity
Source: RefSeq, a predicted model, not a curated record
CCCUCGUACUUUAUUCAAUAAAACCGCCGGUCGAUCACCGUAUCACAAACAAUCGUCAUUGCUCCGGCCUCUGUUUGGAAUAUUUGCUCCAGUAAAUACUCUCAUUCUCUCCCAGACUGCCACGUGUCCUCCCUCUUUCCUUCAUUGCUCCUCCGUCUUCUUCGCUUUUCCUCACACUCUCUCUCCCUCUGUUUCUCUCGAAUACAAACCCGUAAUGGCUCUCUAUUCCCAGCAUGGCCGUCAAAUCCAGUAAGCCUAUUUCUCUCCUCUUUUCAAUACUUUAACGCAUCAAACUCAUUAUUCUGCGUUCUGGGUUCAAGAGAUAAUGUGGUUUGAAAUGAGAAUGAAGGUGGUGGAAGGUUUGUGACUUGAAAACAAAAUAAAGUGUUUCCUUGGGUUUGUGUUUUGUAUGGUUUUUAGAGGAAGUGAACGAUAUGUCUAGUAGUUUUGAUACAGUAAGAGGAACCCCACCUGGGAUUUCAUUGAUCAGAAGCAUUAGAGGGAAAGAUUGGAGAUUCUCUACAUAUAGAUAUGUUGUUUUGCUUCUUACUUUUGUUGCUUACACCAGCUACCAUGCUUCAAGAAAACCCAGCAGUAUAGUCAAAAGUGUAUUGUAUCCUGAACCCGCCAAGAAAGACAAUGGCUUGGUCCUCCCCUGGCUUGGCCAGGUCUUUAUCAAGACACAUUAUGUGGGGAAUGAUACUCAUAAUUUUCAUAGGUUGAGAGACAAGGGUUGGGCUCCUUUUAAUAGCAAGGAUGGGACGACGAAAUUGGGUGAGAUUGAUGUUGCUUUUUUAGCAUGUUACUCAUUAGGAAUGUAUGUUGCUGGGCAUUUGGGCGAUACGCUGGACCUAAGAUUGUUCUUGACAUGUGGGAUGAUUGGGAGUGGCGUUUUCGUAGCGCUGUUUGGAAUGGGGUACUUUUGGGACAUUCAUGUGUUUGGAUUCUAUCUGGGAAUGCAGAUGGUUGCAGGGCUGUUCCAAGCAACAGGUUGGCCUUCUGUUGUUGCUGUGAUUGGGAAUUGGUUUGGGAAGGGGAAGAGGGGCUUGAUAAUGGGGAUAUGGAAUGCACAUACUUCGGUUGGGAAUAUUAGCGGCUCGCUGCUCGCUGCUAGUGUUCUGGACUAUGGUUGGGGUUGGUGUUUUAUAGUUCCCGGCGCGUUUAUUGCAUUGGGGGGAAUACUUGUUUUCUUGUUAUUGCCUGCAUAUCCUGAAGAUAUUGGAUUUUCUAGUCCACAUGGUUCAGCUUCGAGUUUGGAGGCAGUUCCUACUGAUGUAGAAGCUAAUGUGGGAAAAGGAAUUCGGGUGGAGAGUGAAACAAAUAUAUCAAGAGCUGGGUCUGUGACUAGGACCGGUGUUGGUCUUCUUGAAGCUUGUGCCAUACCAGGAGUUAUACCCUUUGCGUUGUGCCUCUUCUUUGCAAAGCUCGUAGCCUACACAUUUUUGUACUGGCUACCAUUUUAUUUAAGUCAGACAGAAAUUGGAGGAGAGUAUGUUUCUGUGAAAUCUGCUGGUAAUCUCUCUACUUUGUUUGAUGUUGGGGGCAUAGUUGGUGGAAUCCUUGCCGGCUACAUAUCCGAUAAACUUAAUGCUCGAGCUACUACAGCAGCCUGCUUCAUGUAUGCUGCAAUUCCAGCAAUGCUUUUAUAUCGCAGAUAUGGGAGUAUUUCACACAAUAUCAACAUUGUGCUUAUGAUGGUUGCUGGAUUGUUUAUUAAUGGGCCGUAUGCACUUAUCACUACUGCAGUUUCUGCAGACCUUGGGACACACAGUUCGCUUAGAGGUAAUUCGCGAGCAUUGGCAACAGUUACUGCCAUUAUUGAUGGUACUGGAUCAGUUGGUGCUGCUUUUGGUCCUCUUCUUACUGGUUUCCUUUCAACAAAGGGAUGGGAUGCAGUAUUCGUGAUGCUUAUGGUUUGUGCUCUUAUAGCCGGGCUUCUAUUAUCACGUUUGGUUAUCUCUGAAAUUUCUGAGAAGACUUCUAAACCGCCUGUGUCCAGUGGGCAACAGAAUUUCAAAGCUCCUGCAUCACAACCACUUUUAAGUGAUCAACGAUGAUACUAAGUCUGCAGAAGCUUCAUCAGAUGCUGGAGAUAACAAAAAGUUCACUAUAGUGAGACAUCCAAGCUUAACAAGGUUCCUUGUACUCUCGAGUAAAAGUUAUAUUUUGGCCGUACUACAAAAAAGAAAAAAGAAAAAAAGAAAGCGCAUCACUAUAUGUCAAAUCUGCAUUGGCUCCAGAAGUAGUUUUUAGCACCCUUUUUGGUGUUCACCGUCUGUAAUAUAUGUAGAUACUUAGUUACUUACAAGCAACAUUCAGAUUUUGUGUACUUUGGGUCAGUUGUCCUCUUCAAGUAGGACUUUGUCUUUGAAAUAAUUAAUGCUGAUGACUGAGAAUAUAUGUUUGCUCGAUGGCACUGCAUUUCAAA